AUGCGACUUCUCGACACAUCCACUUCCACCCUGACUCUAAAAGAAUUCAUAGCAUACCAAAUCCCACCAUACGCCAUCCUCUCGCACCGAUGGGGAGACGAAGAACUCGCCUUCCAAGACCUAGACCGCAUAGACGAACUCAUCCAGCAAAAGAGUGGAUACGAUAAAGUCAAGCGGUUUUGCGAGAGAGCAGCUCAUGACGGGUAUCCAUACGCCUGA
This is a messenger RNA of Aspergillus chevalieri, 219 nucleotides long. RefSeq lists its product as uncharacterized. The record is from RefSeq and is a predicted model, not a curated record. Lineage: Eukaryota; Fungi; Ascomycota; Eurotiomycetes; Eurotiales; Aspergillaceae. The transcript has a single exon. The coding region runs from base 1 to 219 and encodes 72 amino acids.